Messenger RNA from Ostertagia ostertagi, 885 nucleotides. Lineage: Eukaryota; Metazoa; Nematoda; Chromadorea; Rhabditida; Trichostrongylidae. The record is from the annotation of a GenBank genome assembly.
AUGACGGCCGGCACGACGAUCACCUUCACCGACCUCGGCCUGAACGCGGCCGGCGCCUUCAAGGCCGGUGCGAACAACGAGAACACCUGGACCUGGACUGCCACGUCCGACGUGGCGGCCGGCACCCAGAUCGUGGUCUACGGCGGCAGCUACAACGUCGCUGCGGGCACCACCAGCGGCGGCACGUCGGGGCAGGGUGCCAAGAACGUCACCACCGGGUCCCUCAGCUUCGCGCCGACAUUGGCUGGCGGCACCUACAACCUCGACUUCUCCAGCAGCGGCGAGGUCAUCUACGCCAUGCAAGGCACCAGCUUCGUCGCCGCGUUGAACAACUUCACGGCACCGCCCUCGAGUGGUUCCGACAACCCGUUGCAGUCAGGCCUGAGCUUCAUCCAGAACAUCAACUACACCGCUGCCAAUGGCGGCACCGGUGAUGGCGUCAUCCAGCGCACCGAGUGGUACAGCGGCCCGACGGCCGGGCUGACCGCCGCCGAGUACAAGCUGGCGAUUGCCAACAUGGCGAACUGGGAGAAGGACCCGGGCAGCACGGCGGCCUACCGCAGCCUCGUUCUGCUGGAAGGCGCCGUGCAGUCUCAACUGAUGGCGGGUGGUGCGGCCGGUAUCGGCGCCGGCAACUUCAACAUCGUCGCCGCACCGGUCCCUGAGCCCGGCACCUACGCGCUGCUGCUGGCCGGCAUGGCCGUCGUCGGUGGCGUGGCCCGUCGCCGUUCGGCACGCCAGUCACCUGACGAGGGACGAACACCGCCCGAGCCUCGGGCGGUGUUCAGCGGUAGCGCGACAGGAUGCGUUCCACGCUGCCGUCGCGCACGAUGUCCCGCGCCGCCUGGUCCAGCUGCUCCAGCGGCAGCUUGUGCGCCAGUGUGA